Molecule: messenger RNA, 1608 nt
Organism: Triticum turgidum subsp. durum (durum wheat)
Lineage: Eukaryota; Viridiplantae; Streptophyta; Magnoliopsida; Poales; Poaceae
Source: the annotation of a GenBank genome assembly
AUGGGCGCCAUUUGCUCCCCUGACAGCUUUUUGGUUACGUGGACCCCGGGUUCUUUGAUUGGCAAGACUGAGCAGGUGGAUAUGCAGUUCACACGUGCUCACGGGGUGGCGCGUUUACUUGUCAGUGUUGCUAACAUUGAGUUCCUGUCGGACGUGGUGCCUUGGACGCAUGAAGGCGUUCUGUAUCAGUUGGAUGUUGAGUAUGAGGAUCCUAACCUUUUCCGUGAGUUUGAGGAUGAUAAUCCUAUGGACACCUCCGAGGGAGGAGGUGCUUCGGGGAACCAAGAUGAUAGUGCUAAGAGUAAUGAUGAUAAGGCCAAGGGGCCUUUGGGUCCGUCUGAUUCUGGUGACACUGCUCCUGAUAGGUCAACUGGCACGGUCCCGAUGAGUACUUUGCAGCUUGGUUCCUUGGGGGCUUUCUCGGCUCCGCCUAGGCUUUGGUGUGACCGAGUUGAUCCAGUGAGCCCCGUGGUAAGUCCGUGUGUGUCGAAGCCUAUUGAGGUGGGAGGUGACGAGGGGCAGGAGGCCCCUCCCUCUUCUCCUACUCCUUCUCCGGUUAUGGAGGAGGUGGCUGCGACGGUAGUCUCGGCUGGAGGUGGCGGGCAGGUGGCCCGGCGAUCCGUGUCGCCAUCAUCGUCGGUGCCGAGGGCGAGCUCGGGGGUUUCACUCCCUCCCAUGAGGUCGGCUGUGUGCGGAGGGGUGUGCGUGCAGGAGGCCACCGCACCCCUUCCUGCCAGGCCGCUUCCUGCCACGGAGGGCGGGUCGGGUGGCGUGGCCGUUAUGACGCCCCACUCCCCGGAUCGCUCCCCUAGGCUGGCCUCGCCGCUCUCGGGUCCGUCGGCUGCUCCGGCUAUCGGCGGGACUCCCGUGGACAGGCCGCGGGAGAUGUCGUCGUCUUUUGGUGCUGCGCCGGAGGUCCCAGCACGGGUCACCGCUGUUGGGGGACGGGCAGGAGGCCCUUCCCCUAGCAGAGCUUCACGCGAGGAGGUCAUUGCCUUUGGUGGGAUUACGGAUCCUAUCUCUGAGGGGAGGCGGAUCAGCGGGAGGCUACAGGAGCAGCCGGACGUUGAUGACAUGCAGCUGAGGUGUGCUAUGAGGGCGGCCAAGCUGCGUGACGUCGAGAUGUCCACCGGUAUGUCUGUUAAUAAAUCAAAUUCAAUUUUGCAUUUUACCAAUGAUGAGAUUGUUCAUGAUGCAAAUCAACUAGGAGUUUCGCUUGGUAGUAAUGAUAUGGAGAUCUCUAGGUCAGUUAAUGACAUUCUUGAUUUAGAAGCAGAGAGGGCGUUGGAAAUUAUUCGUAACAUAGCUGCCGUUAAACCUAUGAAUGAGUCGGACAUUGAUGCGCUUGGGGUCAGGGUUCUUGAUGGUUUGUGUGCCGAUCUUGACCUUGCGUUACCGGGAACGGAGGAGGAGGAGGGUUUUGCUUUUCCUGAGACCUCUAACCAUGUAGAUGAGUCGUUGGUGAUUGCGGCUGAGCCCGAGUGUGGUGACCGAACUAAAGAUCGCAUUAAGCCUAAACGAACUUGGAAACGGAAGGUUUAUCCUGUGUCGGCUGUGCGUAGAAGUGCUAGGAUCCGUACCUCUAAAAAAAUUCAUGAUGAAAUAUGA